UAUGAUUGGGGAUGAUGAAGCUCUUAGGAAGAUUAGGGCUGACUUUGAUGAAACUAUCCAGUCUGAGAAGUUAUGUCUUGAUCAGAAAUAUUUUCCUGGGAAAGCAGUUCAACAGGAUUACCACAUGCCUGAUGUCAUAACUGUCAGAGUACAAAGAGAUUCUGAUUCAUUCCAAGAUGUGGUUGUUAAAAUUGAAAGACCUACCUAUUGUAAACCAUUUCUGGGUGGAUUUAAGAACAGGAUAACAGGAGUUGAAUUUCAUAAUGCAGGAUCACAAACGAUACGCAAAAAGCAACCUGACAAAGGAAUUCAGCUAUUCUGUAGGGAAACACAGACGGCUUUUGAAAUAAAUAAGACACAACAAACAAAAAAUACAACAUCAACACAGAUGGCUAAAGUUGGCCUGUAUGUGUCAAACAUGACUGACAAGCUAAUAAAUCCUGGGAAGUAUCUUACAGCCAAAGAAUACCAUGAACGUAGACUUGAAGCAGUAAUAGUAUUACAGACGUAUUUCCGUCGUUGGCAUGCUAUAAAUGUAGUACAAAAUCUGAGGGAAGAAAAAAGGUUAAGGCUGGUAUGGGAAGCACAAGAAGAGGUACGGAGAAAAAAAGAGAAAGAUGAAAAACUGAGAAAGGAACAGGAACGAAGACUGAACCCUAAAACAAGAGAAGACUUUGAGCUACUGUACCAUGCUUUAGAAUUAUGGAGGCGGGAGGAGACCGAAUGGAUUAAUACAACUCUUACUGGAGCUGAAAGAAAGGCAGCAUUUUGUGGACUUCUGGAAAAAGAGGCACAGCUGAUUGCUGCCAUUGGGAGACACAAACUAAAUGCAGAUGAGGAGAAUCAACAAAGAGCAAUACUGCACUUUCUGAAUAAGUGUGCACAACCUAAGAGAUGGAAAGCAUAUGAUGGAAAAAUCACUGAAAUGGAUACACAGUACACACUCCAUGCCAGAGAACUAUUUGAAAUCUGCCGCAGCAUUAGCAUGAACGACAUCCCAAAAGAUGAGAGAAUAGAUGUGCUGUUAACACUCAGACGUACAGUGAAGGAACAUGAAUGUAAAUUAACACAGGAAAUAGUGGAAUUAAUUGACAGGGAAGUUGAUCUUAUGUCGAGAGAGGUGAAAGAAUGCAACUUAGAAGGACUGAGGAAAAGAAUCUGUACAUUAUUUCUUCAGUACAUUAAAACUCCAAAGUUCAACCCUGGAGUUGCUAGGAUACUUAAGGUUCCACCAGAUCCCUUAAAGCUUUAUAAAAAUGUUAAUUUCUGUCAUAGUUGUGAAAAUUACUUACCAGCUACUGAAUUUCCCGUUCCUGCUAAUUGCCGCACCAUUGGCAGAUGUCGCUUGUGUUGCAAACUUGAUAAUGAGGCUCGGCGACGAGAUGCAUUUUUGACAUACAAACUUAUUCUAGAAAACCUCAGAAAGUCUGAAGCUGAUUAUCAGGAUGAUGCUGAAAUUGUUUACUUAGUUCAGCUUCAAGAUCUGCAGUACCUGAUUGAGAACAUAUGGGGCUGUCGGUCAGCUCUCAGUGCUUGCAGUGACCUCUAUGAUUUGGUCAUGGUCAGAUGGGAUAAGCACCAUGAAUGGUCUCCCUGGAACACUAUUCUUCUCAGUAGAGACGAGGCAGAUGCACAUCUUAAACUGUGUAACAUUCAAAAGGCUUAUGAAGCAGCAUUUAUUCAAAGAAUAAAACAUAAGCAUAUCCAGGCAAAAACCUAUUUUGCUCAGAUUCCAGUGAUGACAUCAGUUUUGCAUAGGAGUGACAAUCAGGCUACUGCAAAUUAAUUUUUAAUAGCUACACCUAUUCCUACUGGUACAAAAACAUAACUCCUAAGUGAAGUUUACUGAAGUUAAAGAAGCUAGCUGUAUUAUUGAUUUCCUUGGUUUUAAGGAGACGUACUUUUUCAUCAAUACCUUAAUUGUUUUACACAGAUCAAAAUAAACUUCUGAGGAUAAAAUAAUUUGAUCUUGACUAGUCAAUAUAACUGCAUUUCAUGUUUUGUAACCUUAUUAUUUAAAAAGUAAAAUGCUGUUGAUGGUCUUUGUAAAUUCUAAAUUUUCAUAGCAAUGACUUUCUUUCUGUUUAUGCCUGUGUUGUUUGGAACAUUCCAUCUGUAGUGUAAUACGCCUGUUGGAGCAAUGUAGAUAAUUCUUUGUCACCUUUUAAUUAGAAAAAUUAUACUAUAACCAUUGUAUUAAAUUUAUUUCUCUCAUCUUAAGCAUAUAAGGCAGAAAACCCCUCAAACCCUAAAUUCCUACAGAACAGAAUUGAUAUGCCCUUCCAAAAAUAGUUGUUUUGCUUUGAAAAUAUUUGUGCAAAAUAAUAACUUCACAUUUUAUAGCUCAUCUUUAUGGUGAUAGUGGAACUUCCAGGAUGUAAUUAUUGUAUCCAAGAUCUUAAAAUUAUUGUAACUCAGACUUAUAAUUUGAAGUACAGAAUGAAGACUGUUUUGAACAUGUUUAUUUUUUGAGGAGCUUGUGUUAUUUAAGGUAGAAGUCAAUUAUCUCCAUAACCUUAGUUAUGUUUAUGUUCGAUUAUAGUUACAGAGAAAAAUAUUAUAUGGUCUACAUUCA
Molecule: messenger RNA, 2575 nt
Organism: Athene cunicularia (burrowing owl)
Lineage: Eukaryota; Metazoa; Chordata; Aves; Strigiformes; Strigidae
Gene: IQUB
Product: IQ motif and ubiquitin domain containing
Exons: 10
Coding region: 2-1786 (594 amino acids)
Biological process (GO): cilium assembly
Cellular component (GO): motile cilium; acrosomal vesicle
Source: RefSeq, a predicted model, not a curated record